Ostrea edulis (European flat oyster) is the source of this 1644-nucleotide messenger RNA. RefSeq names its product retinol dehydrogenase 12-like. The record is from RefSeq and is a predicted model, not a curated record. The transcript is spliced from 8 exons. Bases 73 to 1056 code for a protein of 327 amino acids. Lineage: Eukaryota; Metazoa; Mollusca; Bivalvia; Ostreida; Ostreidae.
UAUUGAUUUUGGCGGGUUUAGUUGUGUGCAUGUUAAACUAGAGGAAGCCGAACUAGGUCACGUGAGGACAGAAUGGGGGGAACUCAACCAUCUUUCCCUAUAGUUACCUUAAAGAAGGAACAUCUUGUGGUUGUGACUGGGGGUAACACAGGCAUCGGAUACGAGACUGCCAAAUGGAUUGCCAUGAUGGGGGCCCGUGUCAUUAUUGCCUGCAGAUCGGAGGAGAGAGCCCGCGCAGCAAUUGAGAACAUGCAGAUAGAAUUUAAAGAAGAGAAAACCAAGACGACCGCUGGACUGUGUACCUACGACACGCUGUCUGUGGAGUUCAUGGCGCUGGACUUAGCAUCAAUGAAAUCCGUUCAGACCUUCAUCAACGAUUUCACAGCAAAGGAAUCUCAUCUCAAUCUGUUGAUAUGUAACGCUGGCAUUGCUAUUUGUGGCCAAGCUUACACGGAAGAUGACUUUGAAAGCAUGUUUCAGGUCAAUUAUCUUGGACAUUUUCUGAUUGUAACAAAACUUCUACCUAUGAUGCUGAAAUCGGGCUCAGAUUGUCGCGUUGUCAUGGUAACGAGUGACUCGCAUGAAGUGGCCAAGUUUGACCUAGAAAAUGCUCAGGGACGUCAACACACGAAGGAGUCUUUUCCCAGACACGAAUACUACGGAAACACAAAGCUUUAUCAAAUUAUGCAGAUGUUCAGUCUGAACAGGAAGUUGAGGAACACGGAUGUGUCGGUUAUCAGUGUGCACCCAGGGUUAGUAGACACCGAGGUCACCAGAGGAUUCAGCGACUUCCUGUUCUGGAAUAUGUACUUCAAAGUCUACAAGUGGUUAGGUCUUUCGAAAACGCCAUUUGAGGGAGCAACGACCGUGAUAAAUGCUGCUGUUAACCCAAAAUACCAUCGAUCACGUGACUGUUACUUUGUUGAUCUUAAAGAGACCGAACCAAGCAAUGACGCCAAGAAUGAGGAUUACCAAGAGGCUGUUUGGGAAUAUACUCUUGGCUGUUUGAAAGAUUAUCUCCAAGAAAAGGACUUGACAUUUCUUAACCAUCUGUGACAAGUGUACUGCAUGUAGCAUGUGAUCAUGACAUUGUCAUUCUCAGUCUUGAUCGAUAUCAGUCCAGGUUUUGAACAUCAUUGCUUGCAGUUUGUGUUCCACAGAUGUUGUAGCGUUGAGUUGUAGACAUGUGCUUUUAUCGUUAGAAAAUAUUUGGCUGCCAUGUUUUGUAUUAAAUGAAAUGAAAUGUUUCACAAACUGAGUGUAUACCCAGAUGUAUAUUUCCUAUCCAGUGCGGAUGUAUCCUCUCCAAACAUGUAGAUUUGAAGGAAGAAGAAUUCACACUACUGGUUGUAUUUGAGUCGAGAGUUUUAGACAGGUGGCAAAUUGCAAAAAUACAGUUUUCCGUCAUGGACGUACUUAAUACAAGUGAUUUUAUAAAUGAAUUACAGACUCUCCUAAGAAUGGCAUUGUUGAAGGGAUACUAGUAGACAUGUAGAAGUAUGUUUUAUUAAUUUAUUAAUUUUGUACAUAUUUUACAUGCUUUAUUAAUUUAUUAAUUUUGUACAUAUUUUACAGGUGAAUCUGAUACUUUAUAGCAUUAUUCUUUAUUAAAUACACGUACCUCUCGAUCGAUAAAUGGUCGUA